AUGGGAAAGAGAAAGCACAGUACUGGUAGUUCUAGCGGAGACGAAAGUGACGAUGAUUGUAAACGAGUUAAAAACAAAAUGGUGCGAUUUGGCGAUGUGACAGUGUAUUAUUUCCCAAGAAAGCAGGGCUUUGUUUCCGUGCCUUCGACCGGAGGAUCGACACUUGGAAUGGCAAGAAAACACAUUUCCAUCGAGAUUUUACGAGCGGAUUUGGGUCUGGAGGCGAAUAAAAAUGACAAAAAGCCUUUGUCACCGGUUUCCCAAAAAGCAAGAAAAAAUAUUCUGAAGACGUCAGGGGUGCGGCGAAUUCUAAAGAAAGAAGAACAAGAUUGCGCACAGCUCAGACUUAGUCGCGUCAUUUGUGGUUGUAGCUGCGGUGAUAUUUGCUACCCACAAACAUGUGAAUGCAUUUUAAGUGGAAUCGCCUGUCAAGUCGAUUAUGGCCGGUUUCCUUGUUCGUGUCUGCCAAACGGCUGCCAAAACGACAAUGGAAGAAAGCAAUACAAUCCUAGUGUUGUGGAAAAACACUAUUUUGAGACAUUUGCUAAAAUAGGUGGACAGAACGGAGCGACAACAAUCGUGAAAUACGUGGGUGUCAUGUAG
This is a messenger RNA of Porites evermanni, 603 nucleotides long. The record is from the annotation of a GenBank genome assembly. NCBI's taxonomy places the organism in Eukaryota, Metazoa, Cnidaria, Anthozoa, Scleractinia, Poritidae.